CCUACCUAAUGCCUAACCUUAAAAUAAAUGUCAUGAAUGUUUUCGAUAUAACUUUGUGGCUGUGGUAACUAGUGAAAACCCCCAUGCCCCUGGAUAUGCGAUGACGUAGCGACAACAAACAGUUGUUGGACUUGAGGAAGCUAACGUUAGCUAGCACAAGGACGAGGAGAGAAAACAGCAUCUUUACAUUCAAGCGCUUCUCGAGGAACGUCAGUAAGCGGCAUGUCUGUUUUAAAAUAACAAUCAAAAAGGAGAUUAUUGCUCUACAGUUAAAUAAUUUGGGCACGAACGAAACAUGCUCCGGACUAUGACGCUUAUUUUUUCCCUUGCCUAGUCGAGGAUUGUGAUGCGAGGUGCUCUGGUGAGACCGCGAUCAAUUAUUUUAAUUGAAAUAGAAUGAUUGACUCGAAAACAAAGCAUUUGGGUUUACCGAUAGGUGCAUAAAACUACACUGGUCUAGAUGUCAUUGUUGGGCAACUACUUUAGCUAGGUAGCUAGCUUUCUUCAUGCACAUGAAAUAGUAUGUUGCUAACGUAGUGGAGGCACCGUGGGCGACUUGUACAGUUUUAGCUAGCUAGCCAGGUAGCUGGUCACCCAAAAUAUAGGUAUAACGUUAGUUAAAUUCCAUAUCCACUUUUAGAGUGUGCUGACCAACAAAAGACAGAAUAUUGUAACAAAAAACGGCUAUCUAUGCACUUUAUUGAUAUCUAUCGUGGUUACCUAGCAUUAAGUUAGCUAGCCAAACAAGUAUAAACUAGAUUGAGACUAGUUAGCAGGAGAAUACAUUGUUUCUUGGUUAGUAGGAUUUGUCACAGUCGUUUGACACGAAGUGUUGCCUUUAUCUCUUGAUAAUUUGACGAUUUACUGGACCUGGACAUGUGAUAUUGUACAUUUAUCAAAGGUUUUCUGAAAUUACAAUUGCAGGCUAUAAAUAUUUUGAGCUGCAGGCACGCAUCACGUAUCAAACCAGUCACAUUUGCUUGCUUGAAAGUUGUCAAUAAUGUGCGAAAUUAUCUCUUGAAAUAGUUGUUUUAUAGCUUGUCAAUUACGCUAACACACAAAAUGCACUUAUAUUGUCAUUGUUGACAAAGUUGUAAACAAUCUUGAAGAAAGCACUUAUUUUACAAAUUAUGUUAGCUAUUGAAGGAUCAAAGACCAGCAUUCAAAGGCUAGACUGAAAUCUACCCAGAAGGCAUCACUUUAAAUAUAUUUUGUCAAGUGCAGAGUUCUCGAAUCCAGUCAAUUGCAAACACUAUCUUCCUGGAAAUGAAAAUAUGAAUGUCGAGGCGCAAGCUCUAGAUUUGUGCAAUGUCAAAACGAAGAAUAAUAUCGAUGACAAUACUACCAAUAACUCGGAAGAGAUCAUACCCCGGAUCUCGGAACUGAUGGAUGGAGACUUGUGUAAACAAGGCAUUAGCACCGAGGCCGCCAACAUGUCCUCUCUAGCCAGGCUCACAGACAACCCGCGAAGGGAGGACAACCACCGGUCAAAAGAGACACUAGAAAUCGACGAAGUGAAUGGGAAUAAGAACAACAGCGUCCCAGAUACCCCUGCAAUAGUCCGUUCUGACUUCGACGUUUCUAAUGACGACCAACGCCAAGAGGAGAGUAUCAAGGAUACAACACCAUCGGCCCUCAUGUUUGUUAUUGAGGAAGGGGAUGAUUGUGGGGAUAUGGACAUCGGUGUGGAUUUGAGCCUGGAUGAAAGUGGCAUGUUGGAGUCAGAACCUACGGACCAGGGACCAUCCCUAGCAGAGGAGACAUCCUCAAGCGGUACCAAUACAGAUUCAUCAACCCCAGAUGCUGUCACCGACAAGGAACCUGAGGAACCCUCAGAAAAGGAGGACUCGCCACCUGUCACUGCCCCAGGAGAGGUCCUCUCUCCAGCCCUGGAUGAGGGGGAUGAUCAACACAAAAAUGGCAAGAGGGUGACUUUUCCUUCAGAUGCGGAUAUUGUCUCUGGAGCAGUGGAGCCCAAGGAUCCUUGGAGACAUGCCCAGAAUGUGACGGUGGAUGAGAUUCUCUCUGCCUACAGACAGGCCUGCGUGAAACUCAACUGUAAACCCAUCCCCAAAGUGCUCAAACAGAUGCAGGAGCUGAAAGACCUAACUCAACGAAAUGAAUGCCUGGACCUUAAAGGUGAGAAGCUGGACUAUAAGACGUGUGAGUCUCUGGAGGAGGUGUUCAAGAGGGUCCAGUUUAAAGUGGUGGACCUGGAGCAGACCAACCUGGAUGAAGACGGUGCAUCAGCUCUCUUUGACAUGAUUGAGUACUAUGAGUCGGCAACACACCUCAACAUUUCCUUCAACAAGCACAUAGGCACCCGUGGCUGGCAGGCCGCAGCCCACAUGAUGAGGAAGACGAGCUCUCUGCAGUACCUGGAUGCCCGCAACACGCCCCUGCUGGACCACUCUGCCCCGUUUGUGGCACGGGCGCUCCGCAUCAGCGGCAGUCUGGCUGUGCUGCACCUGGAGAACGCUGGGCUCUCUGGACGACCACUCAUGCUGCUGGCCACGGCUCUGAAGAUGAACAUGAACCUGCGGGAGCUGUACUUGGCUGAUAACAAGCUGAACGGCCUGCAGGACUCAGCACAGCUGGGAAACCUGCUCAAGUUCAACUGCAACAUCCAGAUACUGGAUCUCCGCAACAACCACAUACUGGACUCUGGCCUGGCCUAUGUCUGUGAAGGACUGAAGGAACAGAGGAAAGGCCUGGUCACCCUGGUGCUCUGGAACAACCAGCUAACACACAACGGCAUGGGCUACCUCGCAGCUGCACUGCCCUGUACCCAGAGUUUGGAGACCCUAAAUCUGGGCCAUAACUCUGUGGGGAACGAGGGCGUCCACAAGCUGAAGGACGGUCUGAUCACCAACCGCUCGGUGCUCAGGCUGGGCCUGGCGUCCACCAAGCUGUCCUGCGAGGGUGCCGUGGCGGUGGCAGAGUUCAUCGCUGAGAGCCCCCGGCUGCUGCGUCUGGACCUGAGGGAGAAUGAGAUCAAGACGGGGGGCCUGAUGGCCCUCUCCCUGGCCCUCAAAGUCAACACCUCCCUCCUACGCCUUGACCUGGACCGAGAGCCCAAGAAAGAGACUGUGAAGAGCUUCAUCGAUACGCAGCGUUCCCUGCUGGCUGAGAUCCAGAAUGGCUGCAAGCGGAACUUCAUCUUAGCCAAGGAGAAGGAGGAGACCGAGCAGCAGAUGCAUUCGGCCUCCAUGGCCGACAUCGCCACCGAGGACAGAACCAUAGAGGAAGAGGAGGAUGGAGCUGAUUCCGGCGAGCAUGUUGAAAAAGAUGGGCAAGACAAUGAGUGUGAGGAAGGAGUGAAAGACACUGAGAGCCUGACUGACAGCCAAUCGGCAGCGAGCUCUGAGGGAGUGGUGUUGCCUUUGCUGUUGGAGUCAGACUCGGACACAGACGACGAUGAGGAGGAAGAGGUGGUUCUCUCUAAAGCUCCUUCAGUCUCCCCCGCCCCCAAACACACUGGCCCUUCACUCCGGGCAGCGACAACUCAGCACCCCCUCAGUGCCUCACAGACGCCCCCCACCCCCUCUGCCCCACCAGCUACGGCGGCUGUCAUUUCAGGGAUCACUGUCACAGAGUCCACGGGGCCCCCCGGUACACCUCCCUCGCCGGGCCGCUGUAUCUCUGUGUCGAGCCCCGGGAGGGGCCACAAGAUCUUCAUGGUGACCAGAGUAGAAAGCCCCCCUGACCAGCAGCAGUUCCAGGUCCUGGGGAAGAUUGGCUUGACCAAGCCCCAGCCCUCCAAGGACCCAGUGGUAUCACUAGUGAAGGAAACCACACAACCCCCUUCACAACCCCCACAGGAGGAGGCGAGAACAGAACAGACACAACCCCAGAACACGCCCACACCACUGACACAGGAGGAGGUGACACAGAGCCUGGCAGAACACACACAACUCCAGACCACGCCCACACCACUGACACAGGAGCUGGUCCAGAGUUCAGACGAACCACAGACAAUCGAUCCUAAACAGAUGGAGCCGAGUCCUGAUGCGCCAGAGCAACCCCCUUCAGAGGAGACCGUAGUAGAGACUCCCAAAGACCCGGCUGAGACGCUAGAACUACCAUCCAACCUCCUAACCCAGCCCACAGAGGAGGAAGUAGAGGGCGUUCUAGACAGUUCACAACCUGUACUGGCGGAGCAGAGCCCAGUAACCGCAGCCCAACCAUCACACACACCCUCCCUUCCUACAGAAGAAGUAGCAGCAGCAACACAAGCAUCACCCCAACAGAUAGAGGAGCUGGUAGAGACAACUACAGAGCCCCAGCUAGAACAAUCUGCUGUUGAGCAGCAGUCCACGCAAGCUGUGCUGGAAGGAGAGGAGGAGGUGAUGGUUGUGGAAAAGGAGGAGAGUGAGGACCCAGUAGAAGAGACACUUUGUGAACAGUCUCAAACCAACAGAGAGGAGGAAGAUGAGAUGCAGUCGGAAAGGCUUCCACAGCAGGAACAGAGUCCGGAACAGACUAGUGACACAGUUCAUCAACCGUUAGCGCCUCAGCUAGCUACACAGACUAACACUAAGCCCCUGGGGAGUCUGCUUCUAACAGCACCGCUCCCGUCACAGCCUGAAACAGUGCAGCCAGACUCUGAGCUUCUGCCCCCACAACAGGAACCGGCAGAGACACUUCCACAGGCACAGCAACAGGUGGCGCCAGCGAGUCCCUCGGAGCAGGGAGCCACGGAGAGUGUAGCAGGAGCAGAACAGGAACUGUAUCUGUCAGAGGAGCAGCAGCAGCAACUAGCACAACAGGCACUUCCUGUGCAGGUGGAACAGCAGCAACAACAACAUCCUGUUCUAGAGGAACUACAGCAGCAGCCUCUUCAACCAGAGGGUCAAUCACAGACCACCCUUCCCGCCGAGCCCUCACCUGUUCCAGCCGAGACAGACACUUCCCGGGAGGUGGAGGGCCGUAGCUCCCCUCCCAAGGUAGAGGAGUCCCCAGACGAGAGCUCCACGGACGAGGGGGAGAGCGUGGGGGGAGUGGAGGAGGUGGUGGGCUCAGCCCUGCCCAACGGCCUGAAGCCAGAGUUCGCCCUUCACCUGCUGGACCCAGAGGGCCCCAAGGCUGGGCGUGGCAGCUGUGUGAUGGAGAACGUGAGUGUGACAGCAGAACUGAGCUGUGGUCAGGACCUGGAGGAGCUGUUGCUGGAGGCCAGCCUGGAGACUGGGAGAAACUCACCAUAGUCAUGGUACACCUACACUAACUCAUCUCCUGGAUCUCUUUACAAUUGGUCCUGUAGGAGAGAGGAACACAGGACUCGUAUUGUCUGUGUCUCGGUGACUCGUCUUGUUGCUCCUACCAUUUUUUUGUUGUCGUUACCACGAACUCAUCACCUCCACCUCUCUAUGAAGACGGAGGACCAGUUGUCAUCUAAGUAAUACACCUAGAUUUUUUUUUUUUUAAGACACACAAAAAAAAAAAAUUGAGCUUCAUCA
This is a messenger RNA of Coregonus clupeaformis (lake whitefish), 5456 nucleotides long. Its product is annotated as protein phosphatase 1 regulatory subunit 37. The transcript is spliced from 13 exons. The coding region runs from base 1275 to 5204 and encodes 1309 amino acids. Gene Ontology annotation, molecular function: protein binding. NCBI's taxonomy places the organism in Eukaryota, Metazoa, Chordata, Actinopteri, Salmoniformes, Salmonidae. The record is from RefSeq and is a predicted model, not a curated record.